Molecule: messenger RNA, 2368 nt
Organism: Phoenix dactylifera (date palm)
Lineage: Eukaryota; Viridiplantae; Streptophyta; Magnoliopsida; Arecales; Arecaceae
Product: U-box domain-containing protein kinase family protein
Biological process (GO): protein phosphorylation; protein ubiquitination
Molecular function (GO): protein kinase activity; ubiquitin-protein transferase activity; ATP binding
Source: RefSeq, a predicted model, not a curated record
AGAUCGAGAGAUCUGAUGGAAAGCAUCCAUAAGACUAUCAUUGAGUUGAUAUCUAGUCUUCAGAUCAGGAAAUUGGCCGUGGGCAUCUCAUUCACAAAAUCUUUAUCACGGAAAUUGAAGGAUGACACCAGUAUCCCAUAUUAUGUUCGCAAGCACAAGCCGGAGUUUUGCGAUAUAUUCAUGGUAUGUGGAGGGAAGCUGGUUUUCCUUAGAGAAGAGGAAGAUGGUGGAGACUACUUCGAAGAUGAACAAGGAAUGAUGGUUGCCGAUCUCAGGAAGAAAUCCAUGGAAAAGUGCUGUUUAAAAGGGUGGCUAGGCAAGAUACUAAGUGAUGGCAGCCUGUGUUGCACUGACCAUGGAUCUUCUCGUCUUUUGGCCUCGCCUCCUAACACUGUCAUGCCUGAAGUAACUAGUAGGUGGGAAGAUCAUUGGGAAGAAAUUGAGAACUAUAUCCAAUGUCUGGUAUCAUCGAACCCUGAAGGGUCGUCGUUGGAGGAAGAGAAUAAAACAAUGUCACUUGGCUCCAAGGACCAGGCCAAUCUGGAGACCACAGUUUCUGACAUGAAGCGGCCCCCUAUUAUCAUUAAGGGAAUUGAAGCCUUGGAAGCCAAGGUUGAGGAAGCUCAGAAGAUGGUGGAGGAGAAGAAGAUCGAAGCAAAAACCGAUGUUGAGAGACGAAGAAGAGCUGAAUGGUUUACCUCCCUCUGUAAUCAAAGGGCUGAGGAGAUUGAAGCGAGUCUGAAAGAAGAAAUAGCUAAGCAAGCCAAGUUGACGGAAGAGCUGGACAUGGUGAAAGACCAACUAACAAAAGUCUCCGAUGAAGUCGUCGAGAAAGGUGGCGUGCUAAAAUCGAUGCGCGCCCUUAACAAGGCUCUCAUGAUCAAACUCGAGCUGUCCUCGUGGGACAAGACACGGAUCGAGGCUGAAUUGGAGAAGGUGGUGUGCGCGAAAACUGAGAUGGCUCGAGAGGCGGAGGAGAUUCGCCGCCAAAGAGACAUGCUGCUUCAAAAGAUCAAGUAUUACGAGGAGAGAGAGGCGCUUGCAGCGGCGGAUGGUUCGAGCUGCGUUUACAGGGAGUUCACCGCCGACGAGGUGUGGAAUGCAACCGGCGGCUUCUCGGAGCGCAUGGUGAUUCAAGCUGGCGCAGAGAGCAUGCUUUACAAGGGAGUGAUCGGCCAUACCACUGUGGCAAUCCAGUUCAAGACUGAAUUCAGGUUGCAGUUCCCAGACGAGUUCAAGGCCAAGGUGGGGUGGCUCUGCAAGAUCCGGCACCCCAACGUGGUCGCCGUGAUCGGCGCCUGCGUGGAGCGCCGGUGCAUCGUAUUCGAAUACAUGGAGGGCGGCACCCUCCACGACGCCCUCUUCUCCUCCUGCCCCCGUCGGACCGAAUCCGUCCUCCUCCCCUGGCACGCCCGCAUCCGCGUCGCCGCCGAGGUGGCCUCCGCCCUCGGCUUCCUCCACUCCUCCCGCCCCCGCCCCGUCGCCCACGGCCGCCUCCGCCCCUCCUGGGUCCUCCUCGACCGGCACCUCUCCGCGAAGAUCUCCGGCCUCCGCCCCUCCUCCGUCCCCGCCCCCGCCGCCGACGUCGCUUCCCUCGGUGCCCUGAUCCUCCAGCUCCUCACCGGCCGAGAGGCGGACGCGGACGAGGAGGUGAGACGGACGAUAGGACAGGGGAAUCUCAUGGGGAUAUUGGAUCGGACGGCCGGGGAUUGGCCGCUGGACCUCGCGGCGGAUUUCGCGGGGGUUGGGCUGCGGUGUGCUGAGACGGCGGAGAAGGAUGGGGACGGCGAGGAGGAUGAAUGGACGGCUGGGAUGGUGAGGGAACUUGAAGAUCUCAAGAAAAGGGCGGAGGAGAGGAUGAAGGUGAGGAUGGGUAAAGGACACCAGAAGAAAGAACAAGAGAAUGCGCCCAAUGUGUUCAUUUGUCCCAUCUUCCAGGAGGUGAUGAAACAACCACAUGUGGCAGCAGAUGGAUUCUCUUAUGAGUUGGAAGCCAUAAAAGAAUGGUUGGAUAGUGGCCACGAGACAUCUCCAAUGACCAACUUAAAGUUAAAUCAUAAGCAUUUGAUGCCAAAUCAUACCCUUCAGUCUCUUAUUUACAAUUGGCAGCAAACAAAUCAAUCCGUAUAGAUGAUGAAUAACUAUAAUUGACAAUUUACAGGAAAAUUGUUAAGUCAUCUACCUCAAACUCAAAGCAAAUUGGAAAUGUCUUUGUAUACCUCAAGUUUUUACAGACUAGAAGAAUGUAUGAAAACAGUAUUCUAAAGAGUCAUGAAGCACUCUAGUGCCUUUGCAAGUACACUACCACAAAUGUUCAAAGUCAUUGUUAUAUCUCCAAAAUUUGCAAGGUUUGCAAAUUUUUAGUCUU